This is a messenger RNA of Strongylocentrotus purpuratus (purple sea urchin), 1278 nucleotides long. Its product is annotated as probable G-protein coupled receptor No18. Lineage: Eukaryota; Metazoa; Echinodermata; Echinoidea; Camarodonta; Strongylocentrotidae. The record is from RefSeq and is a predicted model, not a curated record. The transcript has a single exon. Gene Ontology annotation, cellular component: membrane. Gene Ontology annotation, biological process: G protein-coupled receptor signaling pathway. Bases 1 to 1278 code for a protein of 425 amino acids. Gene Ontology annotation, molecular function: G protein-coupled receptor activity.
AUGGCCAUAAUCACUAAUAGGAGUAGCGAUACGGAUAUCUUUGUGUUUGAAGAUUACAACCAGCGCAUUGCUAUAGCGACUUUCUUAUGUAUCGUCUUCGUUGUGGGAUCCAUCGGCAAUACACUCGUCAUCACCGCAGUAGUCCUUUCCCGUAAACUCCGCUCAUCCACCAACUGGUUCGUUGUCAACUUAAGCUGUUGCGACCUUCUCAUAUGCCUCUGUCUCCCGUUUAAUGUUGUCGCCAUGCUAAGCCGUGACGGAUGGCCUUUGCCCGGUUGGAUUUGCGCAGCCAAUUCGGCCAUGGCAUGGAUAUGUCUGGGUGCCAGCGUCAUGACGCUGGCCCUCAUUGCCUUUAACCGCUGGUACCUGCUGACAAAGUCAAUGAUGCACUUCCAGACACUCUACACAACUAGAAACAUAUGCUUUAUGCUGCUUAGCGCUUGGAUGUACCCAGCUCUUUUGUGCCUGUUACCUCACUUUGCUGGGUUGGGCCGACUGGGAUAUUCUAACAAUUUUAAGGCCUGCGCCCAGGAUAAUUCAAUUCCAACUUCAUUCCUAUAUAGCCUCAUAGCCGGGGCAUGCGCCAUCAUGCCUGCGUUCAUUGUCAUGGGUGUUAUCUACGUUCGGAUCUAUCUUUUCGUUUCGGGACAACGUAAAAAGAUGAAACAGCUCAGAAAGUCCGGAGCACCCCAGAUGCGAGGCAUAGACAAUGUCAACAUGGAAAUUAGCUCAUCAGAGUUUCCCUCUACUAAACGGAGCACUCUCACACCUGAAGAGAACAUCACACAAAGCCGGUCAACUUCAAACCUUGAAACAUCACAAACAACCGAAACCGAUAUAUCAAAUGGAGAGGGCAAAUUGACAGCCAUUGAGAAUUUACCAAAAAACACACCCCUUGAAAAUUCUGAGAAUCAAUCAAGGCAGUCUCCAAAAAGUACCGAAGCUAAUCAGAAACGUCUAAGACCCAUCAAGCAACGUUCGCCAGAUAACAAGGCAGACCCACACCUGAACAAUUACAACGUCACGGUUACGAAAAGACUUGCUGUUGUGGUCCUAGCAUUCGUCAUUUGCCUGCUUCCGUUCACUGUGAGCGUUCUCAUUCCUUCAAGCAAUCCGGGUAUCCCUUGGACAGGCCUGAUGUUGACCUUCAACAGUUGCGUCAACCCUCUGAUUUACACCAGGACAAUGCCAGAGUUCCGCAAGGUGAUGCUAGCCAUCAUUCGCUGUCGCCUCAAGGACAUCACUGAACCAAUCGCAUGCAUCCGUCGCUUUCGUUAA